AUGGCACCAGACUAUUUCUGCUCCCAUGUUGAUUGCCAUUUUGGCAAAAUUGAGUACAAUGUAAACACUUUAAGGUCCGGGGAUCUGAAGGCUGCUUUCGAAAAGUACGGAAAAAUUAAGGACGUUUACAUCCCCUUGGACUUUUACACCAAGGAGUCCCGCGGGUUUGGAUAUGUGGAGUAUUAUGACCGCGAAGACGCUGAGGCUGCGUACGAUCGGCGCAGAGACAUCAUGGUUCUCAGAAAGCCGGUAACUAUCGAGUUUGCGCGCGGAAACCGCAAGUCGUCGCGCGAGAUGCGCGUCACUGAAACUCCAAUGCGUUGUCUUGCUAUUUUGUAUACUUUGUUUGUAUUGCUUGGGUUUUGGAUCUGUAUUUGUGCAUUGACGGGCGGGACAGCAACCGCUCGCGCAGCCCGCGUCGCAGCAGAGGCAGCCGCCAACGCAAAAGCAGCUCUAGCCGCAGCCGCAGCCGCAGCCACAGUCGCAGCUCUAGCCGUAGCCGCAGCCGUAGCCGUAGUCGCAGCAGGAGCAGCAGCCGCAGCCGUAGCCGCAGUCGCAGCCGCUCGCCAUCCAGCCGGCGGUACCAGUCUCGGCGCCAUGACUCGCGGUCGCCCAGCGUGUCUCGCUCGAAGACCCAUGGACGUGACACACGCUCCAGAAGACGCCGCUACUCCCGCAGCGUCAGCAGCGAUGCCAGCAGUCGCAGCCGUAGCCGUAGCCGCAGUCACAGCAGGGGUCGCGGCGGGCGUCGUGGGCGUGCCACCGUCGUAG
Messenger RNA from Kickxella alabastrina, 771 nucleotides. RefSeq lists its product as uncharacterized. NCBI's taxonomy places the organism in Eukaryota, Fungi, Kickxellomycota, Kickxellomycetes, Kickxellales, Kickxellaceae. The record is from RefSeq and is a predicted model, not a curated record. Gene Ontology annotation, molecular function: RNA binding. The transcript has 7 exons. The coding region runs from base 1 to 771 and encodes 256 amino acids.